Molecule: messenger RNA, 1569 nt
Organism: Cajanus cajan (pigeon pea)
Lineage: Eukaryota; Viridiplantae; Streptophyta; Magnoliopsida; Fabales; Fabaceae
Molecular function (GO): phosphoglycerate dehydrogenase activity
Source: RefSeq, a predicted model, not a curated record
UUUGGUUCUAGAUUUUGAUUGCACAUAAACAUGGGUGGUUUGUGUUUAAGGGGUGCCAUCAUAUCAUAAUCUGAGAUUGUGAAUGAAAUAUUUUUCAUGGUUAGUGUUUAUUUGCGGAAAAAGAGGGAUUUGAAUUUGUUUGUGGUUGUGCAUCUUCUUACAAUACCCAGAUUUGGCUCCUAGUAACAAGUGUGACGUGUUUCAAUUGGGACUCUGAUGUAGACUUUGGAGGUUCCACUUCCAAGGAUGCUUUCAAUUAUCCCACAGUACCAUAUAGGAUUUCAGUGAUAGAGUGAGUGGAGUAAGGAUAUGAACAUGGAAGGAUCUUAUGAAGCAUCAUGCAAUGGAGAAACGGGUAACAGAAGCCUUCAGAUUAUUAAAUACUCUCCUUAUAAACCCUGCACCAUGAUAUCAUCACCAUGGUUUGAUCUAAGAGUGUUUUACGUGAGAGUGAGUGGCAUUCAGGUUGAUGAAUCCACCCCAGAGUUUCUCUCUCUCAGUCAUAUUCCUCUUAGUCCUGAUACCCUUUUAGAGGUGAAUGGUGUUAGGAGCAGCGUUUACUCUGAUGGAGAGUUUUCAAUUCUCAGAAGGGAUAGAGUGGAUAAGAAAUCUGAGGAAGCUACCUUUGUGAACACGGAUAGCAUACGUUUUACAGGGAGCAUGAAGUUUGAGGUUUAUGAUAAGGAGCAAUGCAUUCUCUCUGGGGUUCUGGAGAUGUCUAAUAGCAAUGGUUUUGUUGGAGAAUCAAGAGGUAAUGCGAAGAGAUCAUGGAGUAUGAGUUGCCAAACAAAAAUGGCACCUGGUUGUGGCUUCUUCAAGGGCAAACAUGUUGCUGUCCCUGACUUAACUGGUCCUGAAAUUGAGGUUUAUGUUGCUGGCUGCUUCUCAGGAACACCAAUAAUCUUAACUAAGACACUGCAACUCAAUUGCCGUAAGAAGCAUAAUAGGAAAUGUGCCUUGGAUGCCAUUCCAGAAUAUGAAACAACUGAAGGCCAGAAAGAUGAAUCUGAUCAUGGACUUGGUUUGGAGGUUGCUGACUACAGAACCUUCAAAAUGGAACAAGAAGGUGAUUACAACAUGUAUUGGAAAAAAACAGGGUAUGUAGAUGUGGAAGAUGGUGAAUUAUCAUGGUUUAAUGCUGGUGUAAGAGUUGGUGUUGGAAUCGGGCUUGGCAUCUGUGUAGGGGUUGGUAUAGGGGUUAGCUUGUUAGUACGCUCGUACCAAACAACUACUCGUAAUUUUAGAAGGAGGUUCAUAUAACCCCUUUUUAGUUUGAACUUAUAUGCUCUAUAGCUCAAAGGCAAGAAACUAUCAGUGGCAUUUUUUUUCGUUUUUUAAUACACUCUUUCCCCUUUCAUAAGCCUUGAAAGAAAUGUUCAUCUUUCAAAGGGUAUAGAUGCUAAAAUUUUGUAAUCAUCAUCGGAUCACAUCCAAUGCUUGAUUGUGUGGUUGAUUAUGUUGGUUGUAAGUAGCACGUAAAAGCGUCUUCAUGUAAAUGAUCAAAACAUUGUGCUGCCGAGAAUGGCUGAUGGUUUUUAAAUUUUAUUGUUGAAAAGGUAAGUUUUUAAA